GGCGCUAAGAGUGCGCCGGUGAGUUGAAUUUCGAAGGCGGAAGUGCGCAACGCCAACAUGAUGAACUGCAACACCACCUUCCCUCGUGCUUUGCGCCUCAACUGGUCCGCGUACUGUGCUCCAUGCGCAACAGUCACCCACCGAAUUUACGGCUUGGUCUCACGACGAGAAAUGGCCGCACAGCGCUCUGCGACUCCACAGAAUCUGAGGCCGCAGAGGCCGCAGAGGCCGCAGCGGGCUGUGCGCAAAUGCGGUGUUCCAAUGCGGCGUUGGAACUGAGCGUCGGCGGAGCAAAAUCGUUGCUUCGCCCGGCGGGUUACCGUAACUUGCAUAAGUUAACUGACGCCUUGCAUCCUUCAAUGCAUUCCACAGGGCGCGGUUUGCUGAAAGGACAAGUUGCCGGAUGACUUGGCGUCUGCCUGAUGCAAAGUGUCCGGGGUGCUUUGCGAUUUUUACCUCCAACAAUGUGUCGCGAGCGUCUUUGACUCUUUGAUGAAGACAUCGACUCGCUUUAAUAUUGGACCACGAACAAGUCACGAAGACUGUUGGACAUCGAAAGCGAUAGUAAGCACAUCACAUGCCCUCGGCCAGGACACCAAGUCUGGCGGCUCUCAGGGCAAGUCUGACUUAUCGUACUCCUCGCAAUGUUGGCGUGGCGCAUGGGUCAGGCUCUAAGUCAGGAAAUGUAAUGCUUCCGCAUUGUGCAGCAUUCCAGAGUGUCGUAGGUGUGAGAUCAGACGGUGCGAUGUGGUGUCAAGACGGAGCGAGGGAGGUGAAGUUGAGAUGACAGGAG
Pseudocercospora fijiensis CIRAD86 is the source of this 793-nucleotide messenger RNA. RefSeq lists its product as uncharacterized. NCBI's taxonomy places the organism in Eukaryota, Fungi, Ascomycota, Dothideomycetes, Mycosphaerellales, Mycosphaerellaceae. The record is from RefSeq and is a predicted model, not a curated record. The transcript has a single exon. The coding region runs from base 123 to 407 and encodes 94 amino acids.